This is a messenger RNA of Pecten maximus, 1704 nucleotides long. Its product is annotated as sodium-dependent glucose transporter 1A-like. The coding region runs from base 94 to 1548 and encodes 484 amino acids. The transcript is spliced from 3 exons. The record is from RefSeq and is a predicted model, not a curated record. Gene Ontology annotation, biological process: transmembrane transport. Lineage: Eukaryota; Metazoa; Mollusca; Bivalvia; Pectinida; Pectinidae.
AUGUUUGUUUUCUCAAAAGAUGUGUGAGGUGAUAAUGGCGUUGAAAGGAACAGUCGGUCGAGUGCUCCUGAAGUAAUACAACACUGUACAACAAUGUCGGACCAACACUCACGCGAUGUACCUAACAGUGGAUGUUGGUUUAUCCCCCAGAGUGUCAAGAGAGUAUGGAAGAGAUACAGUCCAGAUCAACAGUUCAGGGAAAACAUUUCCUAUACCAUCUGUGUAUAUCUGGCGUUUUUUAUCAUCGGAUGGAGGAAGGGUCAAUUCGGACCAUCUUACAUUGAUUUAAGGAUGAUCACCGACACUGAUCUGGAACAAGGCUCUUGGAUUAUUACGACUAUCUUCAUUGGUUAUACAUCCGGGUCAUUUGUUCAUGGAUUUCUGUACACUCGAGUAAACCGGAAGUUGAUGCUGAGUACAGCACUUUUUAUGAUGAGUGCAGCCAUUGCUAUUGUGCCAUGGUGUGUGAUGAUAGAGGUGAUGUUACCUACCUAUUUUGUUGUUGGACUCGUCCAAGGAGUCAUAGACACAGGAGGGAAUGCGGAAGUAGUAUCGGUAUGGAAACAAGAAGGUCGAUUGGGUGUUCUUGGAUUAAACUUUGUUUUUGCCUUCGGAAGUGUUCUUGCGCCACUUGUGAUAACAUCCUUCUUGGUGGAGAUUGAAGAUGAAAGCUUGAAAAAUACUACAGUGCUUUCACCUGUGCAACGGUUGCCAAAACAACCGAACAACACAUAUAUCAACGAAACAUGUGUCACCAAUACAACUUCGCUGAAUUUACAUGUUACUAAGCCAGAAUCAAACAUAUACAUACCAUUCUCUAUCCUCGCAGGACUUUCAGUGCUCGUGGCUUCAUUGUUUGUUUAUUCAUAUGUAAAAUAUGACAGGGGAAGUAUCACGGGAGAGGCAGCACAAAGUCCGCGGCCGCUACCAAAAUCCUCCAAAGCUGUGAUGCUAAGUAUCAUCGGCACAAUGUUCCUCAUCCAUAAUGCUGUUGACGACACAUUCGCGGGAUUGCUGUCGUCAUAUUGCGUGGAAUAUUUUCAUUGGACAAAAAAAGAUGGGGGGUUUAUUUCAACAAUAUUUUUUCUGUUUGUUCUUGGGGCGCGUUUUAUUUCAACCACCCUUGAAAAGUACAUGAAUACUUUAAUUUGUAUCGGUAUUAAUUUGACUUUGAUGUUAAUCUCUGUUCUAGGCCUUUUAUUGGUUUCGUUGUACACGUUAGAGACUGGUGUAUGGGUGUUUGUGUCACUGUUUGGCUACUCGACGUCUUGUGUAUUCGCCCUCAUGUUAAGCUGGACAAAUGAAUACAUCACCAUGGUGACAGGGAGGAUAUCGUCGUUCCUGUUCGUAAGUGCUAUGAUCGGGAGUGCACUUAAUCCAUUACUCCUCAGUUUCCUGAUGAAGAGAUUCGGACUGAUAUGGUUUUGUUAUCUAUUUCUGAUUGAACUAAUAAUACAAUUCAUAGUAUUCGUCGUAGGUCUAAUGGGUACGAAAUACAUUGUCAAGAACUUUGGCAAAACCUUCGAUACAAGUCAUAAUAAACAUUAAAAUAUCAACAUAUGUGCCUUAAUAAAUUAUUCGCAGAAAUAUACACAUAUAUUUAAUAAUUUUUAUGAAUACUUGUGCUAAUUUUUACCUCUCAGGCUUCUUUGUCAGGUGAAAGCAAAAUAUGAAAAUUCGAUUAAUUCAAACUAACCACGAAAU